Molecule: messenger RNA, 824 nt
Organism: Vombatus ursinus (common wombat)
Lineage: Eukaryota; Metazoa; Chordata; Mammalia; Diprotodontia; Vombatidae
Gene: CMC1
Product: C-X9-C motif containing 1
Exons: 4
Coding region: 68-421 (117 amino acids)
Cellular component (GO): mitochondrion
Source: RefSeq, a predicted model, not a curated record
UGGGAAAGCCACGGGAUCAUGGCCUUCGCCCCGCCCCCGCUCCGAGGCCCCGCCCCCUCCUCGCGCUAUGGAGACGUCAUCGCCGUCGCCGCAGCCGGAGAUGGAGCGGAACCAAGCAGAAGACCAUCUCAGACAUGUAGAAAAAGAUGUUUUGAUUCCUAAGAUUAUGAGAGAGAAGGCCAGGGAGAGGUGUUCUGAUCAAGUGCAAGACUUCACCAAAUGCUGCAAAGACUCUGGCUUUCUGAUGGUGGUAAAAUGUCGGAAAGAAAAUUCAGCAUUAAAAGAAUGCCUAAUUACACACUACAAAAACCCAGAUUUUUAUGAAGAAUGCAAAAUGGAAUAUUUGAAGGAAAGAGAAGAAUUUAGAAAAACUGGAAUUCGUUCUAAGAGCAGGUUGCAGAAGCUUCCUACCAACAUUUAGCAAAAUAGUUAAUUAUGAAGAAUUUUUACCCUAAUUUCAAUGGCAAGAGCAUGAGGUACAAGAAGCCAGUGUCUUUGGUUUUGCCCCUUAAUAUCAUGGAAAUAUUGUUGUUGUUUGAAAAAAAUAUCUUUUAUUAAAUUUCUCUAACCUUUGGAGUUCUGAUUCAUUGGCUAGAAAAUGAUUGAAUCAUGGAAGGAAUGUUUUUAUGAAUAAGAUGGAUGAACUCUAUGGACCUCUAAGAUCUGCUGAUCGUUACCUUCACUUGUCCAGGGUUUCACACUGCUUCCCCUCUGUUGUACUGUGUUCUUAAACACCUUUUAUUCUUGAAUUUUUUCAUAAAUGAAUGAAUGUGUUUGUUUCAUCCCACAACUUGAUAAUAAAAUUUGAAGGCUUUUUCCCUUGG